AUGGCAUCAAUCACACUCGAAGAACUUCGUCUUUUCCACACUAUCGACAGAGAAAUAUUCAGUCGACUAGUUAUCAGCCUCAUGCGCCACCCGGGAGAAUCUCUCUUGGUGAUGGCCCUAUAUAUGUGGUUGGAAAACAAGAGGUUUCCUAAAAUCGUAUCAAAAAUGGUGAGCCAAGGAGACCUUGUGGUGAACGCCUUGGCCAAGGAAGCAUCAGCAUGUUUACAAAUUCUCAAGUCCAAAACACCACCCAUUCCUCUAGAUGGGGGAAUGCCUCUAACAACAGCACUCAUGGAAAGAGACAUUUCUUUUCAAAUGAUUUACCAAAUUAAGUUCACCGCGGUGGCCGAAAUCAAACUCUUUCUAAACGAUGUAUGCGCGUUCAUCUUCACAGACAUUUUACAAGAGGUUUUGGCUUUUCCGUCGCCCCAAGUGGUCUUCCAUCAACCAAUAGUCAUUCCCGGAUUCCCUCACCCACUUUUCGGCCCCAUAAAAAUCACGCCACUCCCUCUCAACCAUGUUCUGCCUCCGGGAGCGCUUUCAGGUUGGUCAGACGUCAUUCAAGUCCCAGUCAGUGACAGAACGUUGUUUCUUACGUUCUCCAGGGGCUACCCGGUUACGGAAGCUGAAGUCAGGGAGUUGUUUAAGAGCGAGUUUGGAGAAUGUGUAGAUUAUGUCGAGAUGGGUAGUGAGUUCGCAUCUUCAAUUGACAAACCGUUGUAUGCUCGAAUGGCGGUGCAUUCGGUUACGACAAUUGAUGAAAUGUUGAAUGGAAAGAGCGUAGCCAAGUUUCGGAUCAACGGGAAGCAUGUUUGGGCAAGAAAGUAUGAUCGUCGAGACACUUAA
Messenger RNA from Rhododendron vialii, 846 nucleotides. RefSeq lists its product as uncharacterized. Lineage: Eukaryota; Viridiplantae; Streptophyta; Magnoliopsida; Ericales; Ericaceae. The transcript has a single exon. Bases 1 to 846 code for a protein of 281 amino acids. The record is from RefSeq and is a predicted model, not a curated record.